AUGUCUGCUUUACCAGAAGAGGUCAAUAACACGCUGCUUCAAAUUGUGCAAGCCUUUGCUUCUCCAGAUAAUCAAAUUCGUUCUGUUGCAGAAAAGGCUCUUAGCGAAGAAUGGAUUACCGAAAAUAACAUCGAGUUUCUUUUGACCUUUUUGGCCGAACAAGCCGCUUUCUCUCAAGAUACUACUGUCGCUGCAUUAUCAGCUGUUUUGUUCAGGAAAUUAGCUCUAAAAGCACCUCCUUCUUCGAAACUCAUGAUUAUGUCCAAGAAUAUUACCCAUAUUAGAGAAGAAGUUCUUGUACAAAUUCGUUCUUCUUUGUUAAAAGGGUUUUUGUCGGAAAGAGCUGAUUCAAUUAGACACAAACUAUCCGAUGCAAUUGCAGAGUGUGUUCAAGAUGAUCUGCCAGCAUGGCCGGAACUGUUACAAGCUUUGAUAGAGUCUUUGAAGAGUGGUAACCCAAAUUUCAGAGAAUCCAGUUUUAGGAUUUUAACCACUGUACCUUACCUAAUUACCGCUGUGGAUAUCAAUAGCAUUCUACCGAUCUUUCAGUCGGGCUUCACCGAUGCAAACGAUAACGUCAAAAUUGCCGCGGUCACUGCAUUUGUCGGCUAUUUCAAACAGCUACCAAAAUCUGAAUGGUCCAAAUUAGGUAUUUUAUUGCCAAGUCUUUUGAAUAGUUUACCAAGAUUUUUAGAUGAUGGUAAGGACGAUGCCCUUGCAUCUGUUUUUGAAUCAUUGAUUGAGCUAGUCGAAUUAGCCCCAAAGUUAUUCAAGGAUAUGUUUGACCAAAUAAUACAAUUCGCUGACAUGGUUAUUAAGAAUAAAGAUUUAGAACCCCCAGCAAGAACCACUGCAUUGGAACUAUUAACAGUAUUCAGCGAAAAUGCUCCACAAAUGUGUAAAUUGAAUCAAAACUAUGGACAAACUUUAGUGAUGGACACUUUGAUUAUGAUGACUGAGGUAUCCAUUGAUGACGAUGAUGCAGCAGAAUGGAUAGAAUCGGACGAUACUGAUGAUGAAGAGGAAGUUACAUACGACCACGCUCGUCAAGCUCUUGACCGUGUUGCCCUAAAACUUGGUGGUGAAUAUUUGGCUGCCCCAUUAUUUCAAUAUUUGCAACAAAUGAUCGGAUCAACCGAAUGGAGAGAAAGGUUUGCCGCUAUGAUGGCUCUUUCCUCUGCCGCCGAAGGUUGUGCUGAUGUAUUGAUAGGUGAAAUUCCAAAAAUUUUAGAUAUGGUAGUCCCUUUGAUUAAUGAUCCACAUCCAAGAGUUCAAUACGGAUGUUGCAACGUGUUGGGUCAAAUAUCUACUGAUUUCUCUCCAUUUAUUCAAAGAACCGCUCACGAUAAAAUUUUGCCGGCCUUGAUAUCUAAAUUGACGUCCGAGUGCACUUCAAGAGUUCAAACUCACGCUGCAGCUGCUCUGGUCAACUUUUCUGAAUUUGCCUCUAAAGAUAUUCUUGAACCUUACUUGGAUAGCCUACUGACAAACUUAUUGGUUUUAUUACAAAGCAACAAGCUUUACGUACAAGAACAAGCUUUAACAACCAUUGCAUUUAUUGCUGAAGCGGCAAAGAAUAAAUUCAUCAAGUACUAUGAUACUUUAAUGCCUUUAUUAUUGAAUGUUUUGAAAGUAGACAACAAAGACAAUAGUGUAUUGAAAGGCAAAUGUAUGGAAUGUGCUACUCUGAUUGGUUUUGCCGUUGGUAAAGAAAAAUUUCACGAGCAUUCUCAGGAACUAAUUUCUAUAUUGGUUGCUCUACAGAACUCAGAUAUUGACGAAGAUGAUGCACUAAGAUCAUAUUUAGAACAGAGUUGGAGCAGAAUCUGUCGAAUCCUGGGUGAAGAUUUUGUUCCUUUGCUGCCAAUUGUUAUCCCACCUUUGUUGCUCACUGCCAAAGCCACACAGGACGUCGGGCUGAUUGAAGAAGAAGAAGCAGCAAAUUUCCAGCAAUAUCCGGAUUGGGACGUUGUUCAAGUUCAAGGCAAGCACAUUGCCAUCCAUACAUCUGUUCUAGACGAUAAAGUAUCAGCAAUGGAACUAUUACAAAGCUAUGCGACGCUUUUACGUGGUCAGUUCGCUGUAUACGUUAAAGAAAUUAUGGAGGAAAUUGCUUUACCAUCACUUGAUUUUUACUUACACGAUGGUGUUCGUGCUGCAGGCGCAACCCUUAUUCCCAUUUUAUUGUCUUGCUUACUUGCAGCGACAGGUUCUCAAAGUGAGGAGCUAGUGUUAUUAUGGCAUAAAGCUUCCUCCAAAAUAAUUGCUGGUUUAAUGUCAGAACCAAUGCCAGAAAUUACACAAGUAUACCAUAACUCUUUGGUAAAUGGUAUAAAAGUCAUGGGUGACAACUGCUUAAGCGAAGAUCAACAGGCAGGAUUUACCAAGGGUGUUUCUGCAAACUUAACCGACACUUACGAAAGAAUGCAGGAUCGUCAUGGUGACGGUGAUGAAUAUAAUGAAAACGUUGAUGAGGAGGAAGACUUUACAGAUGAAGACCUCCUAGAUGAAAUUAACAAGUCUAUCGCUGCAGUUUUGAAAACAACUAAUGGUCAUUAUUUAAAGCAGUUGGAAAACAUAUGGCCCAURAUAAACACUUUUCUGUUGGAUAGUGAGCCAAUUCUAGUCAUAUUUGCAUUAGUGGUAAUUGGCGAUCUGGUUCAAUAUGGAGGUGAUCAAACUGCUAGUAUGAAGAGUGCAUUUAUUCCGAAAGUAACUGAAUGCCUGGUUUCUCCAGACACUCGUAUUCGUCAAGCUGCCUCCUACAUAAUCGGUAUUUGUGCCCAGUAUGCUCCAUCCACAUAUGCUGACGUUUGCAUACCCACUUUAGAUACACUUGUUCAGAUUGUGGAUUUCCCAGGCUCAAAGCUAGAAGAGAAUCGUUCUUCUACCGAGAACGCCAGCGCAGCCAUCGCCAAAAUCCUUUAUGCAUACAACUCGAACAUUUCUAACAUGGACACAUACACAGCAAAUUGGUUCAAGACUUUGCCAACAAUUACUGACAAAGAAGCUGCCUCAUUCAACUAUCAAUUUUUGAGCCAUUUGAUUGAAAACAAUUCACCAGUUGUAUGUGCACAAUCUAAUAUCCCAACUGUAGUUGAUUCGGUUAUUCAAGCUUUAAAUGAAAGAAGUUUGACUGAACAAGAAGGUCAAACUGUGAUAAGUUCAGUCAAGAAAUUGUUAGGAUUUUUGCCUUCUAAUGACGCUAUGGCAAUUUUCAACAGAUAUCCAGCUGAUAUUAUGGAAAAAGUACAUAAAUGGUUUGCAUGA
This is a messenger RNA of Saccharomyces eubayanus, 3270 nucleotides long. RefSeq names its product importin PSE1 (gene PSE1). The record is from RefSeq and is a predicted model, not a curated record. NCBI's taxonomy places the organism in Eukaryota, Fungi, Ascomycota, Saccharomycetes, Saccharomycetales, Saccharomycetaceae. The transcript has a single exon. The coding region runs from base 1 to 3270 and encodes 1089 amino acids. Gene Ontology annotation, cellular component: cytoplasm; nucleus. Gene Ontology annotation, molecular function: nuclear import signal receptor activity. Gene Ontology annotation, biological process: protein import into nucleus.